GCCAAACACGCGACAAUCAACAAGUGAAGUGACAGUUUACAAGUAAAUACAAAGUUUUUAAGUUUUAUUUCCAUUCUUCGGCAAAUUUAUCGUCGCAUUGAUACAAAAUGACCUAAACCGCUAAUGUGGCAAUAUUCCACAUCGAAAAUGCCAUCAGAAUAUGCGGAAAUGAUUGCUGCUAUAGCGUUCGGAGUUCUGUCCGCAAUAUUUGUAAGCGCUUUCGUCAUUCUGAUUGUUAUUUGCCGCAGACAGAGGCUGUUUUUCAAGUCAACUUAUCUGGACGGGGCCUACGAAACCAGGCCAGAAAAGCAUUUAAUAGAGCCGGAACGCCCGGAGCUGGAGUUAGGAGAAGUAAAUUUUAACUUUGACAACAUCUUAUCUGACGGGCAGUGGAUUGACGAUGCAACAGGCCUGAUUCCACAUUGCCUGGCCAUUCUAAAAACAUGCGGAUACUUGACCGAGCAACUGACCACACUGGCAACUAAUUCAACGCCAAUGUCGGGCAAUUUCAGCCAAAUAGUCGACAGUGCGAAGCGAAUCUCAUGCCGAGUGGAUGACAUGGUGAAAAGCAUGUACCCCCCCUUGGACCCAAAACUAUUGGAGGCCAGAGCCACUGCCCUUACCUUAUCAGUGACUCUUUUGGCUUUGAUUACGAAAUAUGAGUGCGGCCAAAAGGGAAAACAUAAUCUGCAUUUCAUUGACAAGCUUUUGCAGAAACUGGAUGGCCAUGUUUCGUUCUUGAGAGACGCCUCAUUGUACCAGGAGCAUAUCAACAAAUUUCCAAUGCAUACAAAUUCCGUUUAGACUGAGAAUCUCAAUGUUUUGCCUCAUGUAGCUGUUUAUACUAAAUUUUGUAUUUUGACGAGCGGAGAUAUAAAUAUAAUCCCAACA
Messenger RNA from Dendroctonus ponderosae (mountain pine beetle), 891 nucleotides. Its product is annotated as transmembrane protein 98. Lineage: Eukaryota; Metazoa; Arthropoda; Insecta; Coleoptera; Curculionidae. Gene Ontology annotation, cellular component: endoplasmic reticulum. The transcript has 4 exons. The record is from RefSeq and is a predicted model, not a curated record. The coding region runs from base 124 to 804 and encodes 226 amino acids.